GUUUCCUUAGAAACGGAGCCAGGCCCGGGGCGGCGGCGGAGAAACGUCGGCUACAGGGGCGCCCCUAGUGAAGCCAAGAUGCCGCCUAAGGGAAAGGACAAAAAGACAGGCAGGAGUAAAGGCAAAGACAAGAAGAAGAUAAUAAAAGCUGAUGAGUCUGCAGUGGACAGAGCCAAGGCCAAUGCCUCCCUUUGGGAGGCCAGGCUGGAAGUCACAGAACUCUCUAGGAUUGAGUAUCGUGAUACUUCCCGGAGACUGGCAAAAAGUAAUGAGGACUUAAAGAAACAACAGUAUAAAAUGGAGAAAGACACAAUGUCUGUAUUAAGUUACCUGAAGAAGCAGGAUCAGGAAAAAGAUAAUAUGAUUGAAAAACUGAAACAGCAAUUGAAUGAAACAAAGGAAAAAGCCCAAGAGGAGAAGGAAAAAUUGGAGCAAAAGUAUACUGUGCAAAUAAAUGAGCUGGAGGGACGGUUCCAUCAAAAAGCCAGAGAAAUUGGCAUGAUUCAGACAGAGCUGAAAACAAUAAAACAAUUCCAGAAGAGAAAAAUCCAAGUGGAGAAAGAAUUAGAUGAUCUGAAGGAGAAUUUAAGGAACACAGAGCAGAAACAUCAGGAGACUCUUAGAAGAUUGGAGGGCAGGUUUUUUGAAGAAAAGCACCGACUAGAACAAGAGGCUGAAAAGAAGAUAAUAAUGCUGGCAGAGAAAGCUCACCAUGAAGCUGUUGUGCAAUUGAACAGUGCUGGAAGAGCUGUUUUUAAAGAAAAUGUUUAUCUCCAGAAAGCUCUCGCAUACCAUCUGAAGGAAGCUGAUACUCUACAAAAAAAUUCCCAGAAGUUGCAAGAGACUCAGACUUUCCUUUUACAUCAAAAGGAGAUCAAUGAUCUUUUGGUUAAGGAAAAGAUCAUGCAACUUACCCAGCAAAGACUGCAAAUCCAGACUCUUCAGAAGAAGGUGGUAAGCUUGGAGACUGCACUGAGUUGUAUGACCAGAGAGUUUGAAAUUGAAGUUUGUAAAGUGCAGCAACAGGCAAUGAUAGAGAACCAAGCAGGGCAGGUUGAAAUUGACAAGCUGCAGCAACUUCUCCAGAUGAAGGACAGAGAAAUGAAUCGAAUCAAAAAGCUGGCCAAGAACAUACUGGAUGAGAGAACAGAAGUGGAAAGGUUCUUCUUAGAUGCUCUACACCAAGUGAAGCAACAGAUCCUUUUUAGCAGGAAGCAUUAUAAACAGGUUGCACAAGCUGCUUUCAAUUUUAAAAUGAGAGAGGCAUAUGCAGGAAGAACAGAUUAUCCUAAAAUCCGAACGUUCGAUGGCAAAGAGCACAGCACCAAUAGUGUGAAUCAAGAUCUUAUGGAGGCUGAGAAAUGGACAGAUAUUCAAGGAAAUGUGGAUAUUGGAGAUUUGACCUGGGAGCAGAAGGAGAAAGUCUUGAGAUUGCUCUUUGCAAAAAUGAAUGGUUUUGUUCCUAGGAAAUACAGCCAGCAUUCUAGGCCUCCAGUUCCAGACUAUGUUGUUCCUGAUGAUGGAAAUACAGAGGAAUUAGAGAAUGACAGUAAGCUUCAAGAUCAAACCUUCAUCACCCAGCAAGUACCAAUCUCAGACUCUUCUAGUGAACUGAUGAUACCCAACAUUCAGAAAGGAUCACAAGAGUCUGACAUAGGGACCUCCUGACAAGCACUAUUGAACGGUGUAUGACCCCACAGAAGCUACUUGCAGAUCCUUCCUUGCAGAAUCCUUGUUCCUGAAUAUGUUCAAGAAACUUUCUUAGAAGAAAAAACGUUUUCUUACAGUUA
Messenger RNA from Nyctereutes procyonoides (raccoon dog), 1790 nucleotides. It is a transcript of the gene BBOF1, whose product is annotated as basal body orientation factor 1. Bases 79 to 1668 code for a protein of 529 amino acids. NCBI's taxonomy places the organism in Eukaryota, Metazoa, Chordata, Mammalia, Carnivora, Canidae. The transcript is spliced from 12 exons. The record is from RefSeq and is a predicted model, not a curated record.